CCGGCCCCGCCCCUGCCGCGCGCGCGAGUGGGUGCGCGCGCUUGUAUGUGCGUGUGCGCGCGCGCGCCUCCGUGUGUGUGUGUGUGUGUGUGUGUGUGUGAGUGCGCGAGGGGCCGAGGCUGGAGAGGAAGCCGCCCGCCCAGCUGGGGAGCCGGAAGGAGCCCGCCCUGUCCCCCAGCCCCCUCCCCACUUCCCGUCCCGCUCCGCGACCGCUCCCCCCAGCGCGGGCCUCGGGCGCCUGGAGCCGCGCACCUCCGCACAGCUGGAGGAGCCGGCGAGGCGCAUGCCGGGCGGGGGUCCCCCGGGCGCUCCGGCCGGUGGCGGCGGGGACCAGCGCGCAGGCAGCCAGGACUGCCGGCCACCUGCGGCGGCGUUUCGGAGGCGGCGGCUGGCACGGAAACCCGGCUACAUGAGACGCGAAGCUGCGCCCCAGAUCAGGUUCCUCUCCCCCGCUGUGGGCACCUCAUUCCGGGCCCAGGGAGGGGCAUGUGGUGAGGAGUCCCACCACUCUGAGUCCAGGGCUGGACGACAGUGUGGCCUUGAACCUGGAGGCCAGUGGCCAGGCCCCUUGGUUGGGAGCCUUCUUCCCAGGAGCUCGGCAGCCUCAGCUGGAACCUGCGUGGGCCACCGAGGCCUAUCUCGGGCCCCAGCACGAGGGACCUCCGGGUUCUGUGGGAUUCAGUUUGGAGCCGGCACCAAACCGCCCAGCAGGCUGACCAGGUUGUGCGGCCCCGGGUGUCAGGGGGAGCUCCCACCCAUGGACAGUGCUGAGGCCUGUGGCCCUCGUCAGGACGCCACCUGUGGUGAAGGAGCAAGGGGCACCCAGAUCGAAGACUCUCCGGCCCCAGAGGAGGUGAGUGGCAGCAGCUGCGGCCUCAGAAGUGGCCCCAGGGACCCCUCAGCCCCCGCCAGGUCUCAGGCGGCCUUCACCUCCAGCUUCAGCUUCAUCCAGCUCUCACUCUGUGCCGCCGGGGAACGCGGAGAAGCCGAAGGCUGCCCGCCAUUCAGAGAGGCCGAGGACGCGGAAGCCAAGGCUGCCGGCUUGGACAGGCUCCAUGAAGACCCUAGACUUUUUUCUCCCCCCUUCAGUCUCAAGGCUGCUCAGGGCUCUGCAGACUCUGCCCAGAUUGCAGGAGGCAGCCCCGCGCUGGCGUGUGAGCCCCUUUCUGUGCUGGACAUAGGCGCUGCCUCCUGCUGCUCCCAGAGCCCCUCAACCUUCGAGAGCACCGCUCCUCACUGGGACCUGCUGCUCCGGAAGUGCGAGCCCCUGCUGCUGGAGUGUCUGCUCGGCAACCGCAGGCAGCUGGAGGUAAACUCCUUAAGAUUAAAGCUUCAGAAACUCCAAGAAAAAGCUGUUGAGGAGGAUGAUUAUGAUAAUGCUGAGGCAUUAAAACGAAGAUUAGAAGACCUGGAGGAAGAGAAAAGCAGCUUGCGCUUCCAGUUUCCUUCCAGGCAGCCGGUCCUCUGCAGCCUUCUGGUCUACCUGGGGGCACAGGCUGAGGCUGCCCUGCGCCAGGCCGCUCAGCAGGCGGGCGGCGAGGACGCCCCAGCUCCACUCGGAGUGGAGCCCCCAGCUCAGGACCCCCUGGGUGUGGCCAUCACCAGGCGGGACUGGCUUCUUCAAGAAAAGCAGCAACUGCAGAAAGAAAUCGCAGCCCUCCAAGCCCGGAUGUCUAUGCUGGAAGCGAAAGAUCAACAGCUGAGAAGGGAGAUAGACUUGCAGGAGCAGCUUCUCCGGUGGCAGGGCUGUGACCUGAGUCCCCUGAUGGGCCGGCUGUCCCCCAGCGAGCUGCAGGAGGUCCGUGACGCUGUGCAGGACACCCUGGCCUUAGCCAACCAGAUCCCCCUCCCUGCAGGACCCCCCGAAAGCAUAAGGAGCCUCCAGGAAAGGAUAAAACCGCUCACUCUGUCCCUUAAAGAGAUUACUGCGAAGGUGUGCAGGACCGAGAGACUGUGCAGCACUCUCAGGAAGAAAGUUAACGAAAUUGACACCCAGCUACCGGCGCUGUUCGAAGCCAAAAUGCUCGCCAUAUCAGGCAGCCAUUUCGGGACCGCUAAGGAGCUCACAGAGGAGAUCAGAUCGUUGACCUCUGAGAAGGAAGGGCUGGAGGGACUCCUGCACACGCUGUCGGUGCUGAGCUCCAGGAACGCCCGGAAGCUGGGGAGCGUUCGCGAAGAUUACAGCCGGCUGCGCAGAGACCUGGACCACGGGAAAACGGCCCACGAAACCAGCAUGAAGGAGAAGGCUGUGAAGUACAUGGACGUGCUCGUGGACAAACUGCGCAGCUGCACGUGUCCGCUGCUGGGAAGAGUGUGGGGAGCUGACUUGGAAGCUUGUCAGUUGCUUCUCCAGAGCCUGCAGCUCCCGGAUCCCGGAGGUGGCCCGUCUGCGGCAGAGGAGAAGCAGGUGGAUGACUCAGGGGGAGCUGCCAGUGCCACCGUGCCCGGCUGCUGUCCCCCACCCCGCUCUGAAGACGAGAGGAGGACCCCUCUGCAGGCGCUCGGCGAGUGGAGGGCUCAGCCGGCUCCCUCGCCUCCCCGUGCCGACAGCAAACAGAAAGAGGAAUUGUACAUCAUUUCCGCAGAACUUGGAGAAAAAUGCGAAGCCAUAGGCCAGAAGUUACUGUACCUGGAAGACCAGCUUCAUGUGGCGAUCCAGAAUCACGAUGAAGAUCUCAUUCAGUGUCUCAGGAGGGAGCUGCAGAUGGUGAAGGACACUCUGCAGGCCAUGAUCCUGCAGCUCCAGCCAGCGAAGGAGGCAGGAGAGAGAGAGGCGGCGGCUUCCUGCGUGACGGCUGGUGCCCUGGACGCGCUGCCCGAAGCGUGCGGGGCAGUGGAAGCAGGCCUCAGGAGGUAGGUGCUGGAGAUGAUGGUGCUGAGCCUUGGGAGACCGAUGGACUUUCUCCAAGAUGCGGGGCUGGUCAGCGGCUGAGCGAGCGUAGCAGAGAAGGCGGGGCGCUCUCAGCGGGGGCCCUUCAUAAGGUCCCUUCGGUGUCUUUUUGGGACCUCGAGCUGUGGAGCUUAUUUGUUCACAUAAGGAUGCAUGGUCACCUCAGGACCCUGUCCUGAGAGCCGGAGAAACUGAGCCCGGCAAUCCUUGGCUUCCCACCCGCAGCAGGACCCCGCUGUUCUGCGGCCGUGACGUCCAGGCUCAGACCGGCUCCUGCACACCUGCCCACCGCCACCGUCCUCACCGGCCGUUCGUUCUGCAUCAGCCUUGGAAGCCGUGCCAGCAGCCACCGCGGCUGCCUGAGCCUGGAUGGGUUUCCUUGACAAGCCCCAUCCACCUGGUGGGGUUCAGGAAGCAUGUGAGAAAGCAGCCCUGUGCAUCUUGGUCCACACAGGGUCUUGGAAAUGCAACCUAAUGCUUCGAUUUUGAACGUCCUCGCCUUUCCUAAUCUUUGGAUUUUGUCGUGUAAUUUAUUGCUUCAUGCAGUUGACUUUCUCUCACAUGAAAUCCAAACCGAUAUCCAUGUCAGGGUGCACCUUUAACUUUGUGUGUGUGUGUUCCGGAGUGUAACAGGAAAAGCUGGUCAGGUUCAUUCAUCUCAUCUUUUUGUGUAAUUGCACGGUAACUUACAUCACACAGAACAUCUCUAAUAAAGCGAUGCUUCACAAUGGCGUAUGUGUUUACUUUCAGGCAUCAGCCAAUCAGAAAAUAAUGUAGUUUUCUCUUCCAGAGCCUUUGAUUGAGGAAAUUGAAAAUAACAUUAGCAGUUAUGUGGGAAAAAGCCAAGCCAAACGUGCCCACCGACACCACUGGCAAAUUCUGCUGGAGAUACUGGCUAACUCAGGCGAGGAAAAGAAAUGCUGGUUACAAUCUGGGAAGGAGGAGGUACAUUAAUACUCACUGGGGACAUUCACUGCGGGCUAGAAAACCUAAGAGCACUAACCGAAUGUUUUUAUACCAUUAACACAACUAGUGACAAAAAUCAAUAGGUUUUAUAUACACAAAAAAUAACCCAAAGAUAAAAGGUAAGAAAAGACUCUAUUUUAAAUAACAGAAAUAAAGAGCAAACGGCUAGAAAUAAAAUUAACUUUAAAAUGUAGAACUCUUCGAUGAAGAACAUUGUAAGGGAAAGGGCUCAAGAGAAGAAUUUAAUAAACAGAAGGACGUCAGGUGUUCUGAUAGGAAGUCGUCAUUCAUUGUCAAAUCUCCGUACGUUAGUUCGUAAAUGGGACCUGAUCCCGACUGAGGCACAGGUGUCUAGGCUUGUCCAAUCAGCUUCCUCGGCUUCACUUCCUGGCAGUUCCUCAGGUGGGAACGUGAACCACAGAUGCUCUCACGCAUGUGCAGAGUUGCAGGCGUGCGUCAUCCCGUUAAAUUAAUAGGAGGCCACUGGGCUGAGGUGGCUCCAAUGCCGGGGAGGCCGACGUGAGCAAAGCAGAGCAAAGCGGGAGCCUGAACACGUCUUCAGGGACUUGAAAUCGAAACCUGAGGACCACCAGUCACAAACAUUCAACCGGCUGAGAACCGCAACCAAUCACUCACUCCCUUGCUCUCUGCCUUUUCUCUUUGAAGGUCGUGGGCUGCUCCCAACCACUUCCAGGUUGGCACUGCCCUGUUUGAACUGGUUUUUGCUCAGAUGAACUCUUAAAAUGUCCAGUAUGCCUCAGUUUACUCUUUAACAGUCCCAUGCUUUGCAAGAGCAAAAUGGGAGCCAACCUAAAUGUUCACCGAGUGCAGACUGUCAGGACACUUUUACACUACGGGGUGCUUUGAAGUUGCUGAAACCGUCCUUCUCUGCACGUUGGCCUGGGCCUGCAGAGACAGGGCUGGAAAGGGACCCAGGUAGGUGGCCAGGGGAAAGGGGGCAGCCAGGAUAGUCACUUUUUCUGUACUGAAUUCCUCUUUUAAAAAAUUUGGUAUCAAGUACUUCUGUUUCCUUAUUUAGAAAAUAACAUAAAUUAACUUCUUUAAGUGAAAGCCGUAAUCAUGGAGGCUGGGAGCAUCUGGGACAUGGGCCCAGGUCUCCUGGGUCCCAGGCGGGCCUCACACCCUGUUCAGCACCUAGUAUGUGCCCAGCAUGGUGCUGGGCUCCCAAGGUCCUAACCAGCUAUGACAUGCAACGAUCCAAUGAUUUGAAGGAAAGUAAUUACCGUUGUCAUUGUAACUACCAUCAUUUCAAAGACAUUUCUUAAAUGACUGUGUCUGGUGGUUUAGCACCACAAAUCCAGCCCUUGCUGGGGCCCCAGUUCCUUCCCGGGUGUGGGUGUCUGAUGACGUCUCCUUCCUUUGGACCCCAGAACACAGAGCCCCCUAGGUUGGCUGUGUGGGCAGAGUGGGGAGUGGGGAAACGGAGUCAUACCUGUCUCUCAUUGUCCCUUAGGAGCUACGUGCUCCACCUGUCAUUUAUUCAAUUAAGCGUGCUUUUCAAUGCACGUGUUGCACACAUUUGCACACUAUAGACAGGGGGUCAUGACAGGCGGCAGUGCAAAGGGCAGUGGGGAAGCGGCUUUGCCUCCCUCGUUAGCACUGUAACCCGGAAGGACUUCUUGACGUUUCUGCCCUUUUUCCAAGAGUUUCAAAAGUGACUGUUUGCCACGAAGCUCCCGCCCAUCAACAGACACCUUCCCUCCCCACGGUCUCCUCAUUCAUUCGCUCGAGAAACGUUUUUGGGUGUCCUUCUAUAAAAACUGCUCUUCCUGUAGAUGCACGAAUUUAUGAGCACAGAGGUUAAAAAUCUUAGGGAAACUUAUCUGGCAAGUAAUGAAAAUGAUAAAUUAUUAGACUAUAUACACAUAAGCACAUACAGACACACAUAGAGACACACAUGCACACAGAGACACACAGAUGCACAUGCACAUACACACACGCACACAGACCCACAACAGCAGUUGGGCUAAUGUUGACCAAUCGUUAUUUAUUAUCUUGUGUUUCCUGUAUGAUUUGUAUUUGGAAGAACAACAUGGAAAGGAAGCUUUGUGAAAAGAUUCAUCUAGAACCCACUAUCUUCAUUCUUCCAGCCCUGGACCGUACAACAAUGUAAACCGUAGCCAGCAUGCUUUUUAUUCUGCUGUUUAUGUUUGACGUUGUGUUCUUUUCCCCUUUGCAAUGUAAUCAUUACGGUCAUUGUAUUUAUGGCUGCAUAAUAUUUACUCCAUCAAAUUGACCUGCCGUAACGUCGAUACUCCUCUGUAAUUGGGUGUUAAACCUGUCCAGUGUUUUGCUGUUAUAGAUAA
Phyllostomus hastatus (greater spear-nosed bat) is the source of this 6183-nucleotide messenger RNA. RefSeq names its product DISC1 scaffold protein (gene DISC1). Gene Ontology annotation, cellular component: mitochondrion; microtubule; intermediate filament cytoskeleton. Gene Ontology annotation, biological process: neuron migration; cilium assembly. The record is from RefSeq and is a predicted model, not a curated record. Bases 284 to 2857 code for a protein of 857 amino acids. The transcript is spliced from 14 exons. Lineage: Eukaryota; Metazoa; Chordata; Mammalia; Chiroptera; Phyllostomidae.